Messenger RNA from Ogataea parapolymorpha DL-1, 2751 nucleotides. RefSeq names its product exocyst complex component 4. Gene Ontology annotation, biological process: Golgi to plasma membrane transport; exocytosis. The record is from RefSeq and is a predicted model, not a curated record. The coding region runs from base 1 to 2751 and encodes 916 amino acids. NCBI's taxonomy places the organism in Eukaryota, Fungi, Ascomycota, Pichiomycetes, Pichiales, Pichiaceae. Gene Ontology annotation, cellular component: exocyst. The transcript has a single exon.
AUGCGCGAAGGCUGUAAUCCGCUUGAGGUUGUGAUGCCGCUGCUUGACAGCUCGUCUGUUGGGAUGGCCCAUAAACAGCCUCAGUUCCUGGAACUCAAAAAUACCUUCAACAAGAUUCUCAAACACGCUGUCAACGAGCAUUUUGAGGCUUUCAACGAUAGCAUUGGGUCUUACGGUAUCACAGUGGAGACUAUUCUUGAAUCGCAGUCGAAUCUGGAACGGGUUCGUUCUGAGCUAGCUACCGCGUCUUCUCUGAUGAGUUCUCCCUCCGAGGUUCUCAAGGAGCUUAACCAUCGUCAAAAACAAAGCGGAGACAUCAUUGAUGUGCUUGAGAAGAUCUCCGAAGUAAAAGAGAACCUGGAUCAAAUCGAUAGCUACAAUGCAGAGAAGAAUUUCAAAGGCGCUCAAGAACUCAUAAAUACUACGUCGAAACUGGCAGAGCAAUACGGCCUCUGGCAAAUAGACGCACUUUCUGGACUGGAGCAGACUCUUAUUUCACAAUCACAGACACUAUUCGACGCCCUUUUGGAGGAGAUCAACGGACUGAUCUAUUUCAAGAUCGACGGGUCUCGCCGUACGGUAUACGACGAGCACGUCAAAAGCCGUCUUAUAAAAAUGAGUACAUCAGAUAUUGACGAUGUUUCGCGAGCGAUCAAUGACCCAUUGUAUGAAUUCAUCCAAAGUUUGACCGAGAACACGGACGAAGGAGUUGCGCCUGGCAAGGAUGUACACACAUUCCAGCUAAUUAGGGACUAUCUGAUGAUUACACAUGACCUUGGAAGGUUGGACGAGGCACUUGCAAUUUUGGCCGAGAGGGCGUUAGACGAGGUGAGACUAAUGAUCAAUAGAUCGUCGGAAGAAGUACGAAUCAAGUAUCCUGAGCAAAUGGAGCUAUCAAAAACCACCGACUUCGAUAUUUUCGAUUUUUCGCUAUUCAACAAUAUGAGUGGAACAAUUUUACAAGAACUUUUUUCGCUCCUGUUCAAGAGGUGUCUGUCGCUGCUACAGAGCCAUCGGGCGAUUUUGGAAAUUUCAAAAAUCAGUGGUUUUUCUUACGACUUCCAGCAAGUCUGGAGCGCGUUGGAAAAACAGCUAAGUUCGGUCCUUGUGUCUUAUUUGGUUGACGAAAGCCUGCUGGACAAUGUGGAGAAUGCAUCAAAACUGGACGACUCUCUUCCCUAUGCUAGGCUGCCUAGGGACUACAUUGCCAACCGUUCACAGCCAAUAAUUCAGUUUGCUAAGCUCUCCCUGGAUGACAAGCUCUUUUCAACAGGAAAAGUUCAAGGAGUUUUGAAUGAUCUAUUUUCGGGACAGCUGGACGCAGUGAAAGAAGAGAAGGGGUCUUUCUUUAUUGAAAACGAACACACCACGAAAAGAGAUGUUCUGGUUGCGCCUAACAUAUUUAACAUGAGUGUCAUUAUAGAGGACCUGCUCUUUUUCGUUGGCGGCGCCAGCCACGCAUUUCCUCAGGAAGAUGGCAAGAACCUGCUCCAGUUCUUCCACAAAUUUAUGGAUGUCAUUUUCAUGACGCAGCUUGAGAAUACACUAACUUACCAGUUUGAGCGCACUUUGGAAACCGGGCUCUCGUUCCAACGCUUUUUCAGUCAUCUAUUUCAGGUUUUCAGCACCUCAAUGUACUAUAGAAGACCUUAUGUCCAUGUUAUUUUACGAAUCAUGUCGAAGAUGGUGGCCAAAUAUCAAUCACUUUUCGACGAAUGCGUACCUCAUGAUUUGAGUGGAGCGCGCUCGUCCUUAGUGUCGUACUGGCUGAAUGAUUCUCAUCUAAGCAAAAUAUCGUUGGCUAUUUUGGCUGGCGAGCUGCAACUCAUUCCGGAGGAGAUUUCCGUGCAACUGAAAGAAGGCGGUAAAUUGUUCAAGUUGGCUGCUCCGCAACAAAAUCCUCGGUAUGAGGCUCUAGCAAAACUUCUGGAAAGUUUGGAAACCACAUUGGACUGGUUGCCUAGAGUGAAGCGCGAAGUUGAGCCUGUAAGCGAGACAGGCUCCAGCAUGACGGUAUUGAAGGCAAAUUGGCAAUUCAUGGACAGGGGAUCUAUCUCGACCGUUGAAAAUACAUCUCAAACGCUAUUCCUUGCUCUCAGUGCAGACGCCAUCACCAAGUUUGACGAGAUUAUUGCCAGCCUUCGCGCAAUUACCUCCAGGAUCAAGCUAUAUAUUAGAUACACAGUGCAAAGCACAGCAGUUUGGCAUGUAACUUCCAUGCUGGACAAGACAAACUGGAUGCCCGACUCGGAGACUGACGAGAUCAGCGUUGAUCUGAAUACUUUGAACAAGAAAAUGGCGUCCGUAAGCAACAUCCUAGACUCCAUCGUGGGCUCUGACCAGAAACAACGGAUUCUGUGCGGUAUACCUUCGUUCAUUGACCAUUUGAUUGUUUCUGAGUCCAACAGAAUCAUCAAGAUGAACCAGUACGGCGUUCGUCAGCUCUUCUUGAACGUGAGGGUUGCACAGCAGAUGUUGAGAAAUGUGAUGGAAGAUCCCGAGCUGGUGGAUUUCAGGAAAACAAAAGCAUAUUUUGACAUGUUCAGCAGCUCCGAACAGGGGAUUUUGGACCGAAUCCACCAAGACUCCACCAACAUGUUCAAUCUCGAGGAUUACAGAAAUCUCAUCCGGUUGGUGUUCAGCGAAAGUCUGGACAAGAGCAUGUCGAGCAGGUCGACCGGCUCCUACAGUGCCAGCAAGCGAUACGCUGACUGUAUACACAAGCUUGAAGCGGAGUUUAAACAGUCAUAA